Messenger RNA from Rhodamnia argentea, 1580 nucleotides. RefSeq names its product probable methyltransferase At1g29790. Lineage: Eukaryota; Viridiplantae; Streptophyta; Magnoliopsida; Myrtales; Myrtaceae. Bases 98 to 1234 code for a protein of 378 amino acids. The transcript has 2 exons. Gene Ontology annotation, molecular function: methyltransferase activity. The record is from RefSeq and is a predicted model, not a curated record.
GCAAAAGCCAAGAACCAGACCCACAAUCAAGAUCAAGAUCAAGAUCAAGAACAGGAGCAACACAGAGAGAGAGAGAGAGAGAGAGAGAGAGAGAGAGAUGGGAUUCACAAUGGGGCUGAACCUGGUUCUGCUGAUGGCCAUGGUGGCCACCAACAUCCUCUCCGUCUACCACCUCUCCACCACCGUCCAGUCCCCCAGGGCCCCCACCCCACAGCCCGUCCCCGACCACCUCCUCCACCAGCUCCGCACCAUACGCGCCACCAUCAACCACCUCACGCGCCUCCAGCCCCCCUCCCCGCCCUCCGCAGCCGCCAACCCCGCCCCCACCAUCCCCCCCGAUCUUCUCCUUCACUCCCAGCUCUCCCCCAUUGCCUCCGCCUGCCACAGCUACCCGGACCUCCUCCACCGGUUCAUGAACUACACCCCCUUCUCCCUCUGCCCCCACGACCCCGACCUUGCUGAAGCCCUUAUCCUCCGCGGCUGCCACCCCCUCCCCCGCCGCCGCUGCUUCUCCCGCACCCCGCCAAAGCCUGCUGCUGCCUCCGCCUCCUCUUUGCCGCAUGACCCCUUCCCCCUUUCCCUCCCGGACAGCAAUGUCAUCUGGGCCAAGUACUCCUGCAAGAGCUUCUCUUGCCUCAAUCACUACAACCCCAACUUGGGGUUUGACACCUCCCAUGAAUCCUCAAAGUUCACCACCUACAAGUCUGAGCUGGAUCUCCCUGUUUCGCAGUUGCUUCAGAUUGCUAAGUCUGCUGGUUCUGUCCUUAGGCUUGGGAUCGACAUCGGUGGCGGCACGGGCACUUUUGCCGCCACCAUGAAGAUGCACAAUGUGACUGUUGUCACGACUACUAUGAACCUUGGCGCGCCUUACAAUGAGGCAGCCGCGCUUCGUGGGCUUGUGCCCUUGCACGUGCCACUGCAGCAGCGGCUGCCGGUGUUCGACGGGGCGGUGGAUCUGGUCCGGUGUGGUCACGCGGUGAACCGGUGGAUACCGGAGACAGUGCUCGAGUUCAUGCUGUUUGAUAUCGAUCGGGUUUUGAGGGGCGGUGGGUACUUGUGGUUGGAUCACUUCUUCAGCAAAGGGGUGAGCAUAGAGAAUGUCUACAAGCCCUUGAUCGGGAAGCUUGGGUAUAAGAAGGUGAAGUGGGCGAUGGGGAAUAAGACGGACUCAAGCGGGCUGAAGAAUGGGGAGGUUUAUUUGACUGCCUUGUUGCAGAAGCCUGUUACCAAAUGAAGACUACAAGUCAUGGAAACACAUAGGAACCGCAUUGAGAUUAUGAAAGUUCUGGUGGAAAAACAAGAAAAUCUCACCAAAGAUUUAGACUCGGUCGAAGAUUGACUCCUCCCCCGCCUGGUGUAAUGAAGAUUUAUUCCUUUCUAUUACUUAGAAAUAAGGAUUCAGGGCAACUGCACAGGAACAAGAUGGGAACUUGUAAAGGGGUGUCGAAGGCAUUGUAAGUUCUAGGGACGGCAUGAACAAGGUAGAUCGCCGUUGUUUCUUUCAUGUUUUUUUUUUUUUUUGCUGUAACAAUUAUUCUACAAUAAUUAUGGAAAAAGAAAUUAUUUGACCUGUCCUUGUA